This is a messenger RNA of Protopolystoma xenopodis, 210 nucleotides long. Lineage: Eukaryota; Metazoa; Platyhelminthes; Monogenea; Polystomatidea; Polystomatidae. The record is from the annotation of a GenBank genome assembly.
AUGUCUCUGUGCUGGAGUCAAGACAAACUGGAACAUACAGAACGAGAGAGAGAGAAAGAGAGAGAGAGAGAGAGAGCCUCCAAACUCGAGUACAAAAGACUACCGGAAUUGGGCGAAUAUGCCCUUUUUCGGCACCAUCUACGGUCGAAUUGGAAGACUGAUUCCAACGAAAGGCUCGACCGAAUCGCAUUCAUCUGCCCUUCGGACUAG